AAAAUCCCUAAAAGCUGAGAAGUGCCACGAAAACCCAAAGUCUUCAACUUUCGGCCAAAGCCUGGGUCCUGGUUUGGCCUCCAUGCCGGAAACGCUUCCGCCGUCUCCGUUGGGUGAAGAAUCGAUGGAAGAUGUUGGAGAGAAUGAUCCGAUUGUGAGCGAUGGGUACUUCACCAAAGGAGCAUUGGUUGAGGUUAGCAGUGAUGAGGAAGGAUUCCAUGGUUCUUGGUUUGCGGCAACUGUAGUGAAAUCCAUGGGGAAAGACGGGUUCCUUGUCGAGUACAAGUGCUUGAGGACGGAGGAUGAUUCGGCAUUUUUGAGAGAGGAGGUGGAUAACAUGCACAUACGACCUCAUCCACCGGAAAAUGUUGUUGAUUGUUUCAAGAAACUUGAUGAAGUUGAUGCUUUGCACAAUGAUGGUUGGUGGGUUGGUGUGGUUUCUAAGGUUCUAAGAGGUUCAAGGUACAUAGUCUACUUCAGGGAAACCUGUGAGGAACUUGAAUAUCAUCACUCUGAGUUAAGACUUCAUCAGGACUGGAUUGAUGGCAAAUGGGUUAUCCCAUCUCAGGUAUGGCUCUAUCUUAUAUCAACCAUUUUUAUUGACAUAUUUGUACUUUGUUUUAGUGUUCAGUGCCAGAUUUUCUGAGAAACUGAAUCCUUGGUUGCCAAGUGCAACAUUUCACACUAAAGUAGCAAAGCUCUCGGCAAACACUGACUGUUUUCCAAACUGUAGGGACAUUAAGAUAUUACAAACCAUGUCUAGAAAUAAAUUCUUUGAUUUCUUCCAUUCUUGGGGGAUGAAUAAUAGAUCAUGACACUAGUUGAAAAAUAUUUUAGAGUCCAACUGUUUCCUCAACUCUUUUACAUGAGGUGAUACUCCUAUUAUUUUCGGAAUCACGUAAGUCUUACAUCUUGUAUACGAAUGAGAAAACCAAUUUGGGGGUUGAGUUAUAUAGAAUCUGCAAAAACUUUAGUCAGAUUCAGACUGUUUGAGAAGAUGAAUUGGCAAAAUACAAAGUGAAAAAUUGAGCUUUGUGGGAGAGUAACUGUGACUGGUCUAUUGGCUGCAGUUGUUACUUGUUAGUCACUCAUGUAGGUAACAUUUGCUUAUGGUAACUGUUUAAGGUUGCCAAAAGGCACCAUAAAUGGAAAGGUGUGGGACAGUUGGUCAUAAAUAAAUUGAGAGUUAGAGCUGCUUACAGUUCCACCUGCUAACUUAAAGCUGCUUCAUGGU
This is a messenger RNA of Fragaria vesca subsp. vesca, 1234 nucleotides long. RefSeq lists its product as uncharacterized. The coding region runs from base 83 to 646 and encodes 187 amino acids. NCBI's taxonomy places the organism in Eukaryota, Viridiplantae, Streptophyta, Magnoliopsida, Rosales, Rosaceae. The transcript has 2 exons. The record is from RefSeq and is a predicted model, not a curated record.